Messenger RNA from Closterium sp. Naga37s-1, 1914 nucleotides. The record is from the annotation of a GenBank genome assembly. Lineage: Eukaryota; Viridiplantae; Streptophyta; Zygnematophyceae; Desmidiales; Closteriaceae.
AUGGCUAGCGAGCUAAGAGGCUGUGUGGUGGAUAGGUCUACGAGCGUGCUGAACGGAAGCGCAUCUCACGGACGAGAGGAUGAUGUUGACUGGGCGCGUGCUCCCAGGCGGCAGGCCCCCUCCCCCGUCCCCCUGCGCGUUCUUUCCGCCUCUCUCCCCUCGGGGCGCUGCGCCCUCUCCGUCCUCCGCCACCCCUCCCCCGCGCCCCUCCCCCCCACGGAGUCCGCGGCCCAGCGCAGCGCCCUGCAGCAGCGCACGGCGCGCGUGCAGAGGAGAAGACGGCUAGCCGGCAGGAUGCAGGAGGCGCUGCCGUUCCACCGUCAGUUCUGCCUGAAGCCGUUUGAGCUGCCGCGGGGAGUGCCGACCCUGCCUCUGGAGAUGUGCCGUGGGGAUCACAUUAUCACCAUUGUCACCACUGCCUCUCUGCCAUGGCUCACUGGCACGAGCAUCAACCCGUUGAUGCGAGCGGCGUAUCUGAGCCGUCUAUACGCCAUGCGCGUGCUCCUCCUCGUGCCCUGGAUCCCCCCUGCUGAGCAGCGGGUCGUACACCCCGCGCACGUGUUUGACACGCGCCAGCAGCAGGAGGGCUUUGUGAGGGAGUGGAUAGAGAAUCGCCUGGGGUUCGCGCCCGUGUUCCGGAUUGCGUUCUAUGACGCGUGGUAUGACCCGCGCAAGGGCAGCAUCUUCCCCCUUGACAGGUCAGACGUGACAGAGUGUGUACCAGACGAGGAGCUGGACGUGGCAGUACUGGAGGAGCCCGAACACCUCUGCUGGUACCACAUGGUGGGCCCGAAGUGGCGCACGCGCUUCCCCCUAUCCCUCGGCAUAGCGCACACCAACUACACCGAGUACAUCAAGCGCGACCUGCUCUAUGGAGGGCCGCGCACAGCCGCCUUCCUGCUGGUGUACUCGUGGCUCGUGGCGCGCGCUAAUUGUCACCGGGUGAUAAGGCUGUCGGGCGCCGUGCAGCCGUUCAGUGAUUCAAUCGUGUGCAACGUGCAUGGGGUAUCCCCUCAGUUUUUGGACGAGUCGCAUGUGACGCCACCGCAUGCCACAGGCGUGUACUUUGUGGGCAAGGUGCUUUGGGGCAAGGGCUACCAGGAGCUCUGUGACUUGAUGCGGCACCACUGCAACAAGCACGGCCGCCCCACACAACCCGCCGCUCUGCCGCCUGCCUCUGCUGCUGCACUUAAGGCGUCUCAAAAGCCCCUCCCUGCUGCUGCUGCUGCUGCUGCUGCUGCUGCUGCUGCUGCUGCUGCUGGUUCUGGUCCGGCAUGUGCCAGCACACCCAUGAACGGACACGUGAACACACACUCUGAGACACACUCACAUGCACAGACGAAUGGUCACGUGCAUGUGAGGACAGGUGGAUGUGCAUGCGAUGAUGAUGCACCCAAGCUGCGUAAUGGGUGCUACCACGAGGAGAAGGAGGAGGAGGAGAGUGGGGAGCAGGUGGCAAGAGGGCAGGAAGGGGGGGAUGGAGAGCGGUUCUGGGUGCAUGCAUAUGGCGAUGGGUUUGAGGAGGGGCAAGUGAAGGCCUUUGCUGCCAAGCACGAGCUGCCCAUAGUUUUCCAUGGGAGGAAGGAUCACGCAGACCCAGAGCUCCGCAACUUCAAGGUGUUUGUGAACCCGAGUGUGAGCGACGUGCUGUGCACCACAACAGCAGAAGCGGCAGCCAUGGGGAAGAUUCUCGUGCUGUGCCGCCACCCGUCUAAUGAGUUCUUCAUCCAGAAUAUCCCUGACAACUGUGUCACCUACGACCCCAACGACCCAGAUGACUUCUCAGCAGCGAUGGCGAGGGCACUGGCGCACCCCCCCCGCCCACUCACACCGGAGGAGAAGAGAAUAUUCACCUGGCAGGCCGCAACAGAGCGAUUCAUGCAGGUGGCAGGCCUUGCUGGUGCUGCUCUCUAG